Molecule: messenger RNA, 5966 nt
Organism: Paramisgurnus dabryanus
Lineage: Eukaryota; Metazoa; Chordata; Actinopteri; Cypriniformes; Cobitidae
Gene: myo1d
Product: myosin 1D
Biological process (GO): actin filament organization; endocytosis; actin filament-based movement
Cellular component (GO): myosin complex; actin cytoskeleton; plasma membrane
Molecular function (GO): ATP binding; actin filament binding; microfilament motor activity
Source: RefSeq, a predicted model, not a curated record
UAGCACGUCGUUACCGAAGCCACCGUAUGAUAGAGACGAGAGAAGUUCACGGAAAAGGGAUGAGUGACUCGAUGUAGCGGACUAUCGCUUGUCAAAGGUUGCGAGGCUGUAGAAGGUUGUGUUGAAAGUUUCACGAGUAGUUUCACGUGCUGCUUUGAGCAUUUUAACUUUUUAACACGAAGACGCGGCUCACAGUCAACAGGCAGUGCGUGUUUAUAUUGCUGUUAGAUACUGACAUGAAACAAGCCGACAAAUCGCGGUUUAGGCAAAUGUAAACAAAUUUAUUGCGAUGCGCUAUCGCUCCAGUUUUGUGUCGUCGAAUUGAUUUGUGUAUUCGUGGGAAUUCAACACGGCGUUUUAAAGUUUUGCAUCAGUAUAUUUUUAACGCGUUAUUAUGGCUGAACACGAAAGUUUGGAGUUUGGCAAAGCGGACUUUGUUCUUCUGGACAAUGUGUCUUUGGAGGAGUUUAUGGCCAACCUGAAACUCAGGUUUGAAAAGGGUCGCAUCUACUCAUACAUUGGCGAAGUGGUGGUAUCGGUUAACCCUUACCGUGCCAUGAACAUUUACGGACGGGACACCAUCGAGCAGUACAAAGGCAGAGAGCUGUAUGAACGCCCUCCGCAUCUCUUCGCCAUCGCCGAUGCUGCAUACAAAGCCAUGAAGCGGAGGAACAAAGACACCUGCAUUGUUAUCUCAGGGGAGAGCGGCGCUGGCAAAACAGAGGCUAGUAAAUACAUUAUGCAAUAUAUUGCUGCUAUCACCAAUCCCAGCCAAAGAGCAGAGGUGGAGAGGGUGAAAAACAUGCUGCUAAAAUCCAACUGUGUCCUGGAGGCUUUUGGGAACGCCAAGACCAACCGCAAUGAUAACUCCAGCCGAUUUGGCAAAUACAUGGAUAUCAACUUUGAUUUUAAAGGAGAUCCCAUUGGCGGCCAUAUCAACAACUACUUGCUUGAGAAGUCCCGAGUCAUCUUCCAGCAGGAAGGAGAGAGAAGUUUUCACUCUUUCUACCAGCUGGUAAAAGGAGGUCCGGACACUCUGCUGCGGUCACUGCACAUUCAAAAAGAUCCCGCAGCGUACAACUACAUAAAAGUCGGAGGCCAUAUAAAGUCAUCUAUAAAUGACAAUGCUGAAUUUAAAGCUGUCGCUGAUGCCAUGAAAGUGAUCGGCUUCACUGCAGAUGAGAUACAGACCGUCUACAAGAUCCAGGCUACUAUCUUGCAUCUGGGGAAUCUGAAGUUUGGAUGCGAUGGAGAUGUGACUCUCAUUGAAAAUUCGAAGCUAGUAUCGGUGCUGAGUGAAUUGCUGGCCACCAAAGAUGAGAAUGUGGAGAAGGCCCUGCUGUACCGCACUGUGGCCACCGGUCGUGAUGUCAUAGACAAACAGCACACUGAUAAAGAGGCCAGUUAUGGUCGUGAUGCCUUGGCCAAGGCCAUUUACGAGCGUCUUUUCUGUUGGAUUGUGGGAAGAAUAAAUGACGUCAUUGAGGUAAAAAACUACGAUGCCCGGGUUCAUGGGAAAAACACCGUCAUUGGCGUUCUGGACAUCUACGGCUUUGAAAUCUUUCAAAACAACAGCUUUGAACAGUUUUGUAUAAACUACUGCAAUGAAAAACUGCAACAGCUCUUCAUUCAGUUGGUGUUGAAACAAGAGCAAGAGGAAUAUCAGAGAGAGGGAAUCCCCUGGAAACACAUCGACUACUUUAACAAUCAGAUCAUCGUGGAUCUGGUGGAACAGCAGCAUAAGGGCAUUUUUUCUGUUUUGGAUGAGGCGUGUAUGAAUGUGGGGAAAGUAACAGAUGAGAUGUUCCUGCAAGCGCUCAAUGGCAAGCUGGCAAAGCAUGCGCACUACACCAGCCGCAAGCUUUCCCCCACUGACAAAAAUCUGGAGUUUGACAGAGACUUCCGGAUCCGCCAUUAUGCAGGAGAUGUGGCUUACUCAGUCGUGGGCUUCAUUGACAAAAACAAAGACACCUUGUUUCAGGAUUUCAAGCGGAUGCUUUACAACAGCUCAAACCCUGUGCUGAAAUCCAUGUGGCCUGAGGGCAAGUUGAGCAUCACGGAGGUCACCAAGCGACCCCUGACCGCUGCCACGCUCUUUAAAAACUCUAUGAUCUCUUUAGUGGAGAACCUUGCCAGCAAGGAGCCAUACUAUGUACGAUGCAUAAAGCCAAAUGAUGUUAAAUCCCCACUCAUUUUUGAACCCGAGCGAUGCAAGCACCAAGUGGAGUACCUGGGCCUCCUGGAGAACGUCCGGGUGCGGCGAGCUGGCUUUGCCAACCGACAAACCUAUCCACGGUUUCUUCAGAGAUAUAAAAUGAUCUCGGAGUUUACCUGGCCCAACCAUGACCUGCCAUCAGAUAAGGAGGCAGUAAGACGUUUGCUACAGGGUUGUGGUUUCGAGCAUGACGUAGCCUACGGCAAAACCAAAGUGUUCAUCCGCACCCCUCGAACCAUCUUCAGUCUGGAGGAGCAGAGAUCAGAGAUGGUGAAGAGGAUCGUCCUCUUUCUGCAGAAGGUGUGGCGUGGGACACUGGCCAGAAUGCGUUAUCGUCGUAUGCGUGCUUCCCUCAUCAUCAUCCGGGCGUAUAGGCGUUACAAAGUUAAAUCAUACAUCCAAGAGGUCAACCGGCGCUUCAAAAAUGUACGUGGCAUGAAGGAUCAUGGCAAGCAUGUGAAGUGGCCAACACCUCCCAAAGUCCUGCGCAAGUUUGAAGAGGCCCUGAGGAACAUUUAUAACAGGUGGUGGGCCUGGACGCUCAUUAAAGACCUGUCUCCAGACGAAAUGCUUCAGAUUAAGGCUAAAGUUGCCACAUUUGAGUGUUUGAAGGGACAGAGGGCUGAUCUUGGACUGCAAAGGACCUGGGAAGGCAACUACCUGAAGCAGGACAGUCCUGGGACAGCAUCGUCCUUUACUCUUGUAUCCAGCGAACUGAAGAGGAAAGAUAAGUUCAUGAGAGUCCUCUUCUCCUGCAAUGUCCGCAAAAUCAAUCGCUUUAAUAAGGCAGAGGACCGGGCUCUGCUCAUCACUGAUCGACAUCUCUACAAAAUGGAUCCAGUAAAGCAGUACAAACCCAUGAAGAGCAUUCCACUCUAUAAUGUGACCGGAGUGAGCGUUUCCCCCGGGAAGGACCAGCUGGUUGUCUUCCAUACCAAAGACAACCGGGAUCUAAUCGUGUGCUUGCAGGGCAUGGUGCCAGCGGGGGACAGCCGCAUUGGAGAGCUGGUGGGGACCCUUCUCAGCCACUUCAAAAGUGAGAAGAGGAAGCUCCAGGUAAACAUCCUCAGCCCCAUUCAUUGUAGUAUGAAUGGAAUAAAGUGCACUGUCGUCGUGGAAACCAAGAUCAACCAGUCACAUCCAGACUUCACCAAGAACCGAUCAGGAUAUAUUCUUUCAGUGCCAGGCAACUAGAGGAACGGGGUACACACAGCACCUUUCGACAGGACAUAACUAGUCACUAAAACUUCUGAGUUGAAUCUCAGAAUGGAAGCCAUACUUUUUUUGCCCAAUGAAAGGCAAGGUGGAAAUAUUGUAUUUUCUUUUUUUUAAGUAGAAAAGUUUCUAUUCCCUAAUUUUUCUAGUCCCUUUUACUUAAGCUCAGAUGGCAAUGACGUUAAAAGAUUUACCAUCAAAGAAGAAACCCAGUUUAUUAAUUUAUUAAACAUUACAAAAAAAAUCAGGAUUUUUUCGCUAUGCAGAGUUUCAAAAAAAUCAAACUCUUGUUUUGAUAUAUAUUCUAGACUUUUAUUCUUCAAAGGGAAUAUGUUGGUUUUGAUAAGUAGUUAUUUUGAGAUAAAUAAUAGCCAUGCAUAUGUCCCAAUUUAUUGCACAGAUCAUAUGUUGGUGGAUAUGUUGAUCAUAUCCAUAAACACGUUAAGGAGCUUUAAACACACUCGUAAUUUAAACGUUUCUGCAUGUAUCUCGAUAUUUAUAGCACAGGCAAAUAUACUGUACUUAUCGUAUUGGUUAUUGAAUUGUAGCUCAUAUUAUGUGUUGUAUACGCUAUAUAUGAACACAACGUAGAUGUAUUUAUCUUGAAGUAGAAUCAGACAGACAGGAACACCGAGCAGAGGCUGAUUGCGUCAGACUAUUAUCAAUUUCUAUUUUCUAUGAUGGUGGUUCCUCCAAACCAGGAGAAAGAGAGAUGAGUCUUUAUCAGUCCUCCCUUGCUGAUUCUUUGGCAUAUAGGAUUAUUUAGCAGUCUGUUUCUACUGCAAUGAUGAGAUGCUUUUAUGUUUACAAAGACUGAAUUUAAAGUAGCACAAAGCCAUUCUUCAUACGAGCCAAAAGGACAAGAAAAUGUGUUUGACAAGAAGAGAUUCAUAUUGCCUCUAUCGACAGUGUACUGACACUGCUUGACCCAGUUUAAAACUUUUGGUACUGAUUGAAAAAGUGCCAAACCUGAAAAUCGACUGCUGUUUAAUUUCUUAGCAGACGUUUGCAUAAAUCUGUUUAUCGAUAACUGCUUCGAUGUCCGUGGCUGGAAGCUAUAGUUUCUCAUGGCCAAAAACAUCACAAAGCAUCAGUAGCAUCUGUGAUGUACCUAUGUGCGUAAGGUGAUUAAAAUGAGAACUAAUGCAUUGUAACAGAUGAUGGGCAUUUAAAAAAAAUCAUGCAUGUUUGGUUUUUAUUCAUUCCCGUUUUCUGCACAAGCAUUUGUUUGUAUGCUGUGCUGCUCGCAUCUAAACUGAUUCCCAGCUUAAAAUGCUUUUGCAUAGGAAGCCCAUCUUGUUGCACAGUGCCACACUCCCUCUCUCUACACACUGUAAUCCUUGAUCGCUCUGUCCCUGAAUUUUCUCUCUUGACUAUUAGCCUGGAUCACUGAAGUGUGUCAGUAAAAGCAGAAACACAAAGUGCUGCUGGAAAGAUAGUCAGACAAUGUACUGCCACUGGUCUGGCCCACAACAGACACACUGGCAGAUUCUUUCUUAUCAGUCAGAAAUUGUUGAUAGUCUCUUAAAACUUUGCCAGGAAGGUGAAGGUCAAAACAAUAAAUGUGUGGUGGUGUUUUUUACUGUAACGGGCUGUUCUCAAAUAUUUGCUACAUCAUUUGAGGCAUACAGAUGUGUGAAUGCUCUGUUUUACAGAAUUACAGUACAUUGAUAAAUGGGACUUGUUGAGCAUUAGAUCAUAGUUUUUGAUCAUUUUUCUGUCUGUUUUGUUCUCUCUUAUGGGUAUUUAAAAUGAUUUUCUCUUUCCUCUUGUCUUAAAUCCCACAAAUGCCAUUGAAAGGGAUAGUUCACCCAUUUUCUUACUAAAUGUCUUUCUUCUGAUAAGAUAUUUAAAGGAAUGUUUAAAGCCAAACCGAUCAUGAGCCCCAUUACCGCCAUAGUAGGAAAAAAAAGAAUACUAUGGAAGUGUAUGGGUCUUACGAACGGUUUUGUUACAAACAUUACUCAAAAUAUCUCCUCAAAACAAAGAAAUCUAUACAGGUUUGUAACAACAUGAGAGUGAGUAAAUGAUGAGUGAGUUUUCAUUUUUGGGUGAACUAUCCCUUUAAGUGCCGAAUAAUUUAAUUCCCAGGUAAAAUGUGUUUAAUGUUGCUUAAAUUGUGUAAUUAUAUCCAUUUGUCUUGGUUGAUAUUAGAAACCUGGAGAUUUUGUUUGAUCAAUCGAUGUGCCUAAUUUUGUACCUCUUUUAUUUAAGUAAUAUAUUAAUUUAAAAGAUUUUCCGAUUUAAAAUGUUGCUUGGACCAAAUCAAAAAGAAAAUCCUGUGCAGUGUGUUUGUUUUAAAGUAAAAUCAUGGUAUGUUUUCAUAUGUAUGUCAUUAAUGCAGUUAUUAAUCUCAUUUAUACAUUUGCAGAUAUGAAAAAGCUCUCAUUUUACAAAUAAGGAUUUUGUUCGGUGUUUGUUUAAUGCAUUCAAACCAUUUACUGUAAACCAUUUACCACAGUUAAUGUUUUGUUUAAUCAUAAAACGCUGUACCAAAUAUCUGCUCCUGAAAAUAAAUAAACAUGUCCUUGAGGUA